CAGAAUCUGGAACCCUCUGUAGUAAGCAAGCAAUAUGCCACUAUGCUGCUAGAUAUUGCUCUGCAGCAGCGAAAGUGGGAGCUAGCCAAGGAUCUUAUCCGAUUUCUAAAAGCCAGACCAAACGAGAUCGACUCGCCGCGCUCCUCGAUGGUUGUGAAUGUAAAAAUUGCACCGCCUCAGGUGAACACACAGCAGCAGGUGAACCAGAAUGCAGAUGCCUAUAUGGUCCUCGGUCCCAUUGCCAGAGAGAGAAGCUUCUCCACUACGGUGACUAGCAACCUGCCAAAAGACAAACAAGCUCCUGGUGCCCCACCAGUAGCUCCUGUGACGGAAACGAGCAGUUCGGGAGCACCUACAGUGGUGCGUCGACGGUCUACUAAGCAGCGCGAGACGUUCUGCAUCGAUAUGAUUCUCCAGCGCCAUGCACGCCAGCUACUGCAGAACCACAAACUAACGGAUUUGGGCUAUAUGUGCGCCUAUCUGGACUUUCACCUUGUUAGCUGGCUGUCGCAGGAAUCGGAGCGUGCAGCUAAAUUGGACGACUUUGCCGGAGCCCUGCAGGCACUACACUUGGAACUGCAGCUACCCAGCCCGUUUCCGACUUCGGUAAAGGACGAUUUUGCCCAGUUACGCGUCAGUCUUCGGCAGACAGGUGGGGGAUCUUCACAGACGUCGGAAUCUGGCUACUUUAGUCUUGCCACGCCCAAUGGGGCUGCUACGCAGUCUCCACAGCUGCAGCCAAGUAUUAGGGAGGAGGAGGAAGAGCUGCAGCAACCCAGCUCCUUACCAGUUCUGAAGACGCGCUCAGGCUCACAGCUUUCGUUCGACAACUUCCGCUACCGCCGUCUCUACUCGCUUCCGGCAUCGGAGGACGACCUGGCUGUGGAUCCGUUACCCGAGAAGCUGUCCAUCAAGCUGCGUUAUCUGUUGCAGCUAUUUAUCGAGGCUAAUUGCACGGACUACGCGCUGGUUCUUUCCAUUCUGCUCCAAGAUGCGGCCUCCAUCUCUCGAAUUGUUAAUGGAAUAAUCCGGAGCGAAUCUGUUCACACCUGUCGGCGCACGGACAGCCUUAAGCAAUUAAGUCAGAGCACCUUCGAACACAGUGGAUCUUUGUACCGGGGAUUCGUCCUCACUUUGCAGCCACACGUUUACUUGCUGGAACAGUACAUACAGUCGUUGGGGGAGACCGCCUGCUCGCCGCUCCAAGAUUCCAGCCCGGGCACCGAGCAGGGCGUGGACAUCGCCACUGGACUGGAAAAUGAAGAGGGCGAAUUUGUGCCAAAAUCGCAGCAGGCAAACGGAAACCAAUGGACGUUGGCGGACCACCACCCAAAUCUACAGCGGCUCACGCGGCACGCAAGUCUAGAGUCGAACGGGAACGCAGCGGUGGUCAGCGGAUCCUCCGCCCAUUCAACGCCCACCCAGCGCCAGCUUCCCCGGCAGAACAGCCGCGAGCGAGAGGGCUGUCGCCUCAUGUAAGCCGCUAGCCGUUAGCCGUUAUCCGAGAGGUUAAUCCGUACUCCACAUACUCAGCGCUAGGAGGAAGAUACGUACUCUAUACGAGCACUUUUUAGUCCGUGGAGGACACCGUUUUGUUGCUGUAAGUCGUUGUUAAAAUUUUCUGUUAAUUGUAAGCCAGCGUACACACUCAGAAACAGGGUUAGAGAAAGGACCGGACAGAAACUCACACGCAGACAACGAAGCGUCGCCGGCUAACCAAAACAAACAACCGUAAAACCGUAUGAAGCAUACGUAAUGUAAUCCAUAAUUUAGUAGAUGAAAUUUGCUGCAAUAUUUGUUAAUUAAAAUUAUACAAACAAUAUACUUAAAUAUACAAAUCAAAUAAAAUUAUAUUUUUACUAAUAAAUGAAACUAUUUAACAAUAA
Drosophila suzukii is the source of this 1886-nucleotide messenger RNA. Lineage: Eukaryota; Metazoa; Arthropoda; Insecta; Diptera; Drosophilidae. The record is from RefSeq and is a predicted model, not a curated record.